Molecule: messenger RNA, 1347 nt
Organism: Trichoderma asperellum CBS 433.97
Lineage: Eukaryota; Fungi; Ascomycota; Sordariomycetes; Hypocreales; Hypocreaceae
Source: RefSeq, a predicted model, not a curated record
AUGGAGAGGUCAAGCAAGCUCGCUCCUCUCACCCUCGUAUCAAAAUAUUACCCCGUGGCGAACUACUCCUACCCUCGCAGCGAGGGCGCCCCAACUCCCUGCAACAGCAGAAGCCCGUCGUACAAGUGGUCCCGCGAAGACUUCUUCAAGAGGUCGUCGGUGGACUCCCAGCCGCCAGCACCGAGUCCUUUAUCAUCCCCGCCGAGCCUGGUCGACGACCGCACAGACUCCGAGGCCUCGGCGGAUGUCGAUGACUAUCGCUACCACACCCACGCCAACGAGCUCUGGGACAGCUUCUGGAUGUCCGAACAGCAGCAUCAGCAUCAGUGUCAUACUCCUGGCAGUUACAUCAUAGAAAACACUUCGAUAAUGGCUGCGGCAGGUUCUGCUUCUGCGGCUCCCAGCUGUAGUCCUCCAGACGUCCCUGAGAAGGACUAUCCAGCUUUGAUAUCCUCGCCUCAACGCCCGAGAAGACGCCCACAGGGCCCUCGCUCUCAGGGGGGCAAUGGCUGGCCACUGUCUGACCAACAACCGCAAACACACCAGCCACGAAGAGCAUCACCGACAUAUUCGGCGUUCCCAAAGAUAGUCGACAUCCCUUCACCACCACGUACAAGCCCGCGCUCGAGUUCUCAGCUACCCUCAGGUGCUUGCGAGGACCGCCUCUCGGGAAUGGACGCCCGCUGCCCUCUCCAACAGGCUCCUUCUCCUCACCGGCCCAUAUCGCCCUACAGCCGUCCGGGAAGUCCUCAUCCCAGGGCCUUCUCGCCCGCCUCCUUAAAGGCAUUUCAGCGUCCAGCUACAUCUCACAGCUCACGGCCAUCCAGCCCCAUGGACUAUCCAUAUCCCUCGCCUCCACCAACAGCGCCACUGCCAGCACUACCAACCAACUGUCCAAGAGCCCCUCAUCUCACUCCUCGGUCUUCAAAUCUCUCUCAACACAGCCAUACCCAACAACCUCCUCAGCCACCGAGUCAUACAAUCCGCCCUUACAAAUCCACCACCCAGCUCCGUCGCCCUCCUCCAGAGCCACUACCAGUCUCUGUCUUUGAGUACGAUUCCGACACAGACUGCACCGACGACGAGUCUUCUCCUCUGGAAUCUCCCGCCCUCUCCUUCUUCCGUUUCCACAGACGGAGUCAAAGCCCCAAGAGCAACGACGACAUCUUCACCCGUCGCCGUGGCUCUGCCUCCAAAGUAGUGUCAACAGCUCACCAAUCCUUGAUUGAUGCAACGGAAAAGGAGAAUUGCAAACGGCGCAAGAGGACCAACACCAUAGACGGCCUGCCCCGUGUAGUGAAGCAGUCGGACGUGUUUAGUAGAAUGCUAGGGCUACGGGGCCGAUGA